Molecule: messenger RNA, 4162 nt
Organism: Cicer arietinum (chickpea)
Lineage: Eukaryota; Viridiplantae; Streptophyta; Magnoliopsida; Fabales; Fabaceae
Source: RefSeq, a predicted model, not a curated record
UGUGAUUGUUGAGCUGUUUUUUAGUAUUAGAAAUCCAUCGUUUUCGUUAUUAACUAACUGGCAUAUAUCAUAGUCAUAGUUUAGAGUAUUUAUUUUAUGUGUACUAGCGCUAGUAAAUGAUUUAUAGGGUUCUGUGUUGAAUGUGAUAAUGUGUUGUUAGCAUCAAAUUUAGGGGAAAAAAUUGAUAUUCUUUGUUAAUUUCUAGUGGAAUUGAUUCCAUAUGGUAUAUGUCAUGGUUUUUUAUUAUAUACUUUAUGUGUAUUACUACUACUACUAGUACUCGUAAAUGAUUUAUAGGGUUCUGUUUUGAAUAUGAUUAUGUGUUGUCAGCAUCAAAUUUAGUAAAAAAUUAGGAUAUUCUUUGUUAAUUGCUAGUGAAAUUGAUUCCAUCAGAUUUGGAAAUGGGGGGUAGGUAACUAGGUAUCCAUCAUCAUUCAUCACUUGAUUCAUUAAAUUAGAGAGUUAAUUGAAUUGGAAAUUGUAAGGUUUUUUGCGAAGGUUUAUGUGCAUUUCCUUUUGUGCAAUAUAUGCAUUCAAUUAUUUUAUCUUUCUCGUGCCUUUCUGCCAUGUCAUAUUCUUUAUAGUCAAUGUCAAAAUCAUGUUUCAUUGUUUUCAGCAUCAAUGUUUCUAUUUAUGUUUGGUGUUAUAGAAAAAUGGUAUCUCCUUUAUCGUUAACUGCUUUUUCCUUUAUUGAUUGUUUGAUUGAUUGUUGAAUGUGUCCUGGCUUGAACCUAUGUAUUCAGUUUCACAAAUUUUGUUGCUAUUUUUAUUUUCACAUUGUCUUAGCCCUGACAUUUUUUUAUAGGCAAAUGUUAGUUGUUAGUUUGUUAGGGUUUAGAUGAGAAAAAUAUUAGUAGCAAAUGUAGAAUUCUGGACCUCCUUCAGUGUCUUAAUUGUGAUUUGUGUUUUCACUUUGUAUUGAGUUUUGAUAUUAGAGAAAUACAGUCUUCUUUGUUGAGUUGUAGCAUUUUACAAUGUUGUACAAAUUCUUUUAUCAACUUAUUUCUUCCCUUCUUUGGAAUUGACGAAAUUGUGAAAAUUAUCUGACAGAUAAUUGCUAGAAUGAAUUGUGAAGUUUGAGGGUUUGUUGUGUCAUGCCAAUCAAUAGACAACCAAGUAAUGGAUUUUUGAUACCUUCCGAGGACAUGGUAUUCGGUUUAGAAUUCAAAAAGCUCAGCUCGAAACGGCAUACAAGCUCGAAGACAGCUAAAGAUAGUAGUUCUGUAUUGCCACAGCUAAACCGAAGUCCGAACCCAAAGGAUGCAAAUAAGUGGAGGUCAAAGAGUGAUCUCAAACAGAAAGCAAAGCAGGAUGCUGAAGGAAACAUUCGGAACCGGGAAACCGCAAAAAGAAAUGGAAAUGAAGGCGAUGAGCUUGUCAAACACAUGUCUAAUUUGCCGGGUUAUCUUCUGCAUAAUGAUAGAGUGGAAAAUGUUCAAGAGAAAGCAUUUAAUGUUGGUGUUUUAGAUUGGUCUCAACUCGAGAAAUGGAAGCAUAAGCAUGUGCCAGAAGAACUAACUAGUCAUUUUACCUCAUUCAAUAGAGGUGAAUCGUCGUCAAGAAUAGCCACCAAAUCAUCCACAAGUCCUGGUAGCAGGGAAAAACUCGAUGAUAAGAAAGGUCCGCGAGGUAUCCGAUCGGCUAAUAGGGAAUCACUUCCGCAUAGUAGCAAACUUCGUUUUGAGAAUGUCAAUCGAUUUGAAUCGCCUAAAAGUGGAACCAAGAGUAUAGGAGAUGAGCAGGGGAGAAAUGACAAUGUUAGAAGAACUUCUGAUGUUGGAAAUUUUGCAUCAAACUCGAGGCACCGCAGGGUCUCAUCUUUUGUUCCUAAUGAAAAUGUAAAUGGUAAGGAUCAUGAAGCUAAGCAGAAAAUGGAGGGUAUGAAAAAAGAGAGAAAUCAUAAGCCAAGCUCUGAUAUAGGACAGCCAUCAGUUAUAUUGAAAAACAAAGGGAUCUCGAUCAGUACUAAGAAAACGAGUUCUGGCAACAGCGAAUCCAAAAAAAAGGCGGAUCAGUUGCAAGAGUCAAGUUUUGACGAUAACCGUAAACAUGGUCAUAGCAAGCCAAGUGAUAUUGUGCUGCUUUAUCCACAUGAAAUUCCCAACUCUAGUUCUUCAGACGAUUUUCGGCUUUCUGAAUUCAGAACAUCAUCGGAUGAAAAUUGUCCAGAAUCAAGCCGAAGUAGUGUAUCGUAUGUUUCCAUUCCUGAGGAGGUUUACAUUGGCAGCACAGGUCCUGAAAUCUCGCUUUCAAGUGGAUGCUGUUCUGUGGUUGAGCAUACAAUGCAACACAGCAUUAGUACUGAUCUUGGUAUGAACCAUUCUUCUGCGGUUUCCGAGACGCCUGCAUCCAAAAUAAAUAAGAUGUCUGGUCUGCAAUCUGAAGCUGCUUGCUUUGAAAAGGAUGUAUUAGACGUUAGGCUUAAAAAUCAGUGUGCUUUCAGUAAUCUGAUUGAAACACUGGACCAAGAAACUGCUGAACUGACUGCUCAGAAGGGAAUGAAUUCAUUGCACAACCGUCGGUUUAGCUUCAGCUUAAGUCGAAUCAGCAGAAGUUUCAGUUUCAAAGAAGGUCCAUCGGUUCCACAGUCAAGCUCCAGGUAUGUUAGUUCAAUGUCUGGUCCAGUAACUCCUGAAUCUUCGAUUCGUUGGGAUAAUUCGAGCAAAGAAAAGGCAAAUAGUCAGAACAGAACAAGAUCAAGCCCUCUUAGGAGGUUAUUAGACCCUAUAUUGAAGCAUAAAGCAUCGGACACACGCCAUUUGGGUGAAAGCAGUCUGAAACAAAAGGGAAGCGUGAUUUCAACCAGUUUCAGGAGUAUCAGUGUAGACGAAUCAGUGCAGGAUGAAAAGAGCAAGGUAUCAAUAGUCCAAGGUCUCUUGCAGCUUACAAUAAAAAAUGGAAUGCCUUUGUUUAAGUUUGUGCUCAGCGACGAAAGACAGUUUUACGCCGCUACAAGGAAUAGUUUAGCAUCACAGGAGAAGAAUGAUUUAGGCUGCUGUUUUACGUUCUACCUGGUUAAUGAAAUUAAGAAAAAGAGUGGUGGAUGGAUGAGUCAUAAAGAAAAAAGUUGUGGCUAUGCAUACAAUGUUGUUGCUCAGAUGAAAUCUUCUACCUCAAAAAUCACUGAAGCAAUGAAUCCGAACUCUAAGAGACAGCGUAUGGUUAAAGAAUAUGUCCUAUUGGGUGUUGAAAUCAAUCAGACGGAUCAAGGAUCACCAAAGCUCAUCCCGAGCAUGGAGCUUGCAGCUGCUGUUAUUGAGUCCUCGUGUGAAAAUUCGAGCAACGAACGACCGCAUAGUGAUAAUAACUCACUGAAAAAUAGAUGUUUAAAGUGCUCAACAGAUGAAAGAUGCUUAUGCAGGUUGAGAGAAAAUGAUUUCUCUGGUAGCUCUACCGUUAUACUUCCAGGUGGUGUACAUGGUUCACCAAACAAAGGCGAACCUUCAUCGUUGCUCCAUCGAUGGAAAACUGGGGGAUCGUGUGAUUGCGGUGGUUGGGACAUUGGUUGCAAACUGCUUGUGCUCCGCGAGCAGAAGCUGAGUUCAAACAUUCCGACGAGUUAUAAUAAAACUUACCAUGAUCGUUUCGAGCUUUUUGUUCAGGAAGGAACUGAGCAAGACAUGCCGCUUUUCACUUUGUCACCAUUGAAGAAUGGAUUCUACUCAGUUGAAUUCAGUUCAACAAUGAGUCAUUUACAGGCAUUCUUCAUUUCUGUUUCUUUGUUAAGCUGCCAGAAACAACCAGGUUCGUUGGAAAUAGGUAGCAUGCACGAAGAGAUCCUUAAAGAACCAAGUUCCAAUAAUAACAGCAGCAGAAUUCAGGGGAUGGCACCUAUGAUAUAUACUCCAAUGCCACCUCUUUCCCCUGUUGGCAGAGUUUAAAAACUUAGAAGAGGUCUUUUUUCAUAGUUAUUAGCUUUUAAGGUCUUUUAAGUAGUUGAGGAAUAGCUAGUUUAUGGCAUUGCAAAAACAUUAUAAAAUGUUGUUCUUGCAGUUGGAUUUUUACACGUUGAAAAAAUCAAAGUCUAAAGAGUUAAAACUUUUGUCUCAUAAUUUUCUUCUAUUUCCCAAUUUUCAUACAAUUAGAAAACUGGAUGCUGCUUGUACUCUUAAUUCAUUGUAUAAAACAAAAUGUCAAUAAAUAAAAACAGCAGAGUUAUUCA